Molecule: messenger RNA, 1149 nt
Organism: Exophiala spinifera
Lineage: Eukaryota; Fungi; Ascomycota; Eurotiomycetes; Chaetothyriales; Herpotrichiellaceae
Exons: 3
Coding region: 1-1149 (382 amino acids)
Biological process (GO): intracellular protein localization
Cellular component (GO): plasma membrane
Source: RefSeq, a predicted model, not a curated record
AUGGCGCACGACACGAGUCCUGAGCAGGAGCUUGAGCAGCGCAACCGGCUGCCAACUCUCAUGGAGGUCUUGGGGAGAAGAACACUAGCCCCAGUGGACUUGUUCUCGUUCUACAUCUACAUGCGCGAUCAACAGCGCUCAGUUGACUACCUUGAUUUCUGGCUCGAUGUCUCACAACACAUGUCUCUUUGCAGGCACUACGUUCGGGAGUUGCGGCGCUCAAUGCUCGUAGAUACUCCUGAGAUGGAGAAAGCAACUAGCAAAAGGUCGUCUGCGCUUCUGGGAGACUUCGAUCUCGGUGAGGGCAUGGACACAAGAAAAAGCGGACAAGAGUCCAGGGUGUCAGCAAUUUUGCGGGGGGACAAUGGAACUCGCACCAAGCCGACAAGCAGAGGCAGAGGAGGGUCUUAUGAUCAUUCACCGGCCCACAGCAUGGGUUCAUCACACUCGAGAAACUACAGCCGGCCAUCAGGAGACCGGCAAUCUCUCUCUGAACAGCUGCCGCAGCCUAGCUAUGCUGCCACCGAAGUACGGACAGACUCGAACUCCCCCGGCCAUAGUGUCGCUAGGGCCGACAUUAAGGCCAGCGCGGAGAAGAUCCUUUACACGUUCGUGCUUCCUGGGUCAGAAAGAGAGAUCGUCUUGCCAGAUUCGAUGCUGAACAAGAUAAUACGCGCCAUUGAGGAAGAAGGCCGUGAUGAUCCCGAGGUAUUCGACGAUGCGAAGGAUUAUGUUUUCCAGGCCAUGGAAAGAGAUGCCUUCCCUGGCUUCCUUCAGGCCAAGGCCCUAGGGAAUCUUGUACCCUUGAGUGUGUUGAUCAGACUCAUUAUCGGCCUCUCCAGUUUGAUGGCGGGUUUUUGGGGCGGGUAUUACAUGAUUCUCAGAAACAUUUCGCGAAGUACCAGGUGUUGGCUCAUUCUGCCGUUCGUCAUUGGUUCGUAUUUCCUUGUGUCGUACCAGUACAAACUCGAUAUCAUCACGGCAUAUUUGGGCUUCUCGGAGUACACGUGGAUGAACUGGUCAAGGGUUAGGGAGCCUUUUGUCAGGAGACUCCUCCUGACGCGAGCGACCAUGGCGUUCUUUAUGUUCGCAGCUGUAGCUGUCGGGCUAAGUGUACUAUUCAUAUUCGUUCCUGGGACGAAUUUCUGA